Messenger RNA from Penicillium griseofulvum, 480 nucleotides. RefSeq lists its product as uncharacterized. The record is from RefSeq and is a predicted model, not a curated record. Bases 1 to 480 code for a protein of 159 amino acids. Lineage: Eukaryota; Fungi; Ascomycota; Eurotiomycetes; Eurotiales; Aspergillaceae. The transcript has a single exon.
AUGAUCAGACGGCCCCCAACCAUAAUUACCUUUGACGAAAAUGAUAUUGAAUCUCACCUCCAGCGGAUCUAUAUCCGUCAUACCCUAACUGUCGGGUUCGAGCAGCUGCACCUAGACGAAAGCGAGAUGGAACCAUCCUCCUGUGUCUCUUCGGAAUCCGAUGUGGACAAUGAUACCACAGGCCUGAGUCAAGAAGGAUCCUCGUGUUUUGAGCCUUCCCCAAGAGACAGAAGCUAUGUGUCUACAGAUGCAAUUCCACAUACUUCCGUGACAAAGUCCUGCCUCAAAUCCCCAAUUCCAAAUCAACAGUCCUCGUUACAAAUGUCCAUUCCCACCGGUGUACACUCGCAAGCAGAUCGGUCUGUUGAUCCACUACGACUAAAGGUGAAGUUUGCUCUCUCACCGGAGGAACUCGAACUCCAUAGCGGCAAAGCCCCUCUUGAAGAAACAGGUAUGUCAAACAUUCCCGAAGAAACAUAG